Molecule: messenger RNA, 189 nt
Organism: Suillus subaureus
Lineage: Eukaryota; Fungi; Basidiomycota; Agaricomycetes; Boletales; Suillaceae
Exons: 2
Source: RefSeq, a predicted model, not a curated record
AAUGCACAUGGUCAGAGGGAUACCACUCUUUCAUGGUUCUGGUCCUUGGAUGUUCAAGGAGACACGUCCGAAAAUGACUGGAUGACAGAAUGUGAGUUUUACUGGGUGAAUUGGCUCUGGAUGAAAGCACUGUGCAACCACUGGAAUGAGGAGGUUAUGCUUGUCAAACAUGAAAUGCAGUGGUCAAUU